This is a messenger RNA of Cuscuta europaea, 1480 nucleotides long. The record is from the annotation of a GenBank genome assembly. NCBI's taxonomy places the organism in Eukaryota, Viridiplantae, Streptophyta, Magnoliopsida, Solanales, Convolvulaceae.
CAACCCCAAUCCCAACCCCCCACAUCACACACAAAAGAAGCCCUAAAUGAACACAUGUUUUUUAAGGAGUAUAUGCCUUCGGAGGUCCUCACUCGUGAGUUAGGUUCUAGUAACGGACGUCAUGUAUCCACUUUAUAAGAUUCCGAAUCCGAAUCAUAAGUUCAAACAUUCUGAGUUUUGGUUGAUGUCUUCGCAUUGACUCGCAUGAGCUCACUCUCGGAAUAAAAAACCCGUCGUUUCGAUUGAUGGUUGCAGCGUCGUUAUACGGAGGAGCAACAGUGGCUGGUUGUUCAGUUCGUUUUGCUUCACCUGGUUAAUUUUCAGUCUAUCUUCUUGUGGAAGAUUUAGAAGCACUCCCAUGGCUGAUCUAAAAGAACGGUUGCUUCCUACAAAAUAUUCACCAUCAGUUGCAAACACAAGAGAGGCAUCUUAUAGGUCAUCAGCUUCUAGUCGUCAACCAUUCCAAGGUCUGGACGUCCCAGGCCUUAAAAAGCGUGGCCAGGGAGUUCGGUCUUGGAUCCGUGUAGAAGUUUCUGGAAACUCCCAAGUCAUUGAGGUUGACAAGUUCACAAUGAUGCGCCGCUGUGAUCUCCCGGCACGUGAUCUUCGGCUACUUGACCCAUUAUUCGUGUACCCUUCAACGAUUCUUGGAAGAGAGAGGGCCAUUGUUGUUAACCUUGAGCAGAUUAGGUGUAUUAUUACGGCAGAUGAGGUUUUACUUUUGAACUCUCUUGACAGUUAUGUCCUUCAGUAUGUGGUGGAGUUGCAGAGGCGGUUGCAGUCUGGUGGGGUUGGGGAGGUUUGGCAACCGGAAGGUCCUCAGUUGAGCCGAAGGAGAGGAAGUAGUAGGAAUCUUGAGAGUAUAUUUGGGAACUCAUCACCUGAUUAUUUACCUUUUGAGUUCCGCGCUCUUGAAGUUGCUCUUGAAUCCGCUUGCACUUUUCUUGAUUCUCAGGCGGCAGAGCUAGAAAUUGAAGCAUACCCUUUGUUGGAUGAGCUUACAUCAAAGAUAAGCACAUUGAAUCUGGAGCGUGUUCGUCGUUUGAAAAGUAGACUUGUUGCCUUGACACGUCGUGUUCAAAAGGUUAGGGAUGAGAUAGAGCAACUUAUGGAUGAUGAUGGUGACAUGGCUGAAAUGUAUCUUACUGAGAAGAAACAACGGAUGGAAUCAUCAUUGGUUUACGGUGAUCAAUCUUUGAUUGGGUAUAGAUCAACUGACGGUGUGAUGUCUGUUUCUGCUCCGGUUUCUCCGGUUUCUUCUCCUCCAGAUAGCAACAGGAAGCUUGAGAAGAGUUUGAGCAUAGCCAGAAGCCGACACGAGAGCAUGAGAAGUUCCGAGAGUGUUGAAGAGGCACAAAGUAUAGAGGAACUUGAGAUGCUGUUAGAAGCUUAUUUUGUUGUCAUUGAUAGCACCCUCAACAAGUUAACUUCGCUCAAGGAGUAUAUUGAUGACACAGAAGAUUUCAUCAACAUUCAGCUG